AUGCCACCAAAGAAGAAGACAUCCAAAGCCGCUAUGAAGACCAAAGACGAAGGGCAGGACACUGUUCCCGCAGAGAUCGGGGAGGCCGAAAACUCUUCCAACCUCCCCGUCAACCUGAAGUCGACGACUCAACUGCAAGGUGUCUCUAAGAACACCAGAAGGCGAAAUAAUGUCGACGAGGGCGUACCGGUGACAGCCGUGAUGGGCCUCAAUGAAACUGACCUCGAGGACGUCCCUCUUGACGAUACACCUCUUCGCGGGGGUCUUGCCAUGUUACGUCGUGGGCGACGAGCAUUCUCCGUGGUCGAUUCACCGCUUAUCCCGCAGACAACACCCCGUCGCAAUCCCUCUCGCAAUACGCGGAAUAGGGUGCUUGACUACGGUAGCACACCGUACAAGAAGAGGGCACCAUUGCCGACCAUUAUGAGUCCUGGGAAUCUUGAAAAGGCGGGAAACACCACCGAUUCACCAGAAGAGCUGGCCGCAAAGAUUAAGAAUAUGUACCUUGGUGAGAGCGUCGGCAAGCGCAGGGGCAGGAGCAGAAAGCAACUCUCAGACUUUGAGCUGCAAGCUAUAGGUAGGGCACCUGCCAGCACCAAGGGGAAGGGCAAGCAAAAGGCGAGCAGCGAAUCUGAGGAGUACGAUUUUGCCAACGAUGCCAUGGUUGGAGACACGGUUUCCGACUCAGAGCCCGAAGAAAUCAGAGUUCUCAAUGACGAGGAGAAGAAGCUGCAAGGGAUGAUCCUCGACUUCACAAGCAAGCUGUCGUGGUCCAAGGGCAACCUAUGGGACAUUGAAGUGAACGAUGUUGAAGUCAUUCGCAAGGAGAUCAGCCGAUGUGAAGGCAGUCCCUACUCUGAGCAGCGAGAGGAGACACGGGAGCAUGUGGCCAUCUUGAAGCGGAUGCUUGAGAUUCUUGAGUUGGCGAUUCGGCUUAAGGAGGCUAGUGCAGACUUCAGGAAUCGCAUCAAGAAGAUCGGGCUGAAGUGGGAUGUUUCGGGUUAG
Molecule: messenger RNA, 1005 nt
Organism: Westerdykella ornata
Lineage: Eukaryota; Fungi; Ascomycota; Dothideomycetes; Pleosporales; Sporormiaceae
Exons: 1
Coding region: 1-1005 (334 amino acids)
Source: RefSeq, a predicted model, not a curated record